Penicillium oxalicum is the source of this 1095-nucleotide messenger RNA. RefSeq lists its product as uncharacterized. Bases 1 to 1095 code for a protein of 364 amino acids. The transcript has 2 exons. NCBI's taxonomy places the organism in Eukaryota, Fungi, Ascomycota, Eurotiomycetes, Eurotiales, Aspergillaceae. The record is from RefSeq and is a predicted model, not a curated record.
AUGGCAACCACCGACAGUCCCGCCGGAGAUGCCCCACCCCCACGACUGUAUGGAAAGCAAGUGAUCGAUCGCAUUCUUGAGGUGAUUCGCUCCAAUCCAAUCUACGAUCCCUUCGUGGAAGAUGAGAUUCUCAAUAUCGCCGCCGACUGUGAGCCCCCACCUCCGGCGCCUUGUCCACGACUUUAUGAGACUCGGGAGGCGGCGCUGCAGCACGUAAAGGCCUUUGCCGCCUAUCAUGGAUACUGCUUGACAGUCAAACGCUCAGAUCAGAUCAAGGUGGACUUUGUCUGCUCGCGUCACACCCCCAUCAAGGCAAGAGAAUCACAUCCUCUGCGACGGCGGUUGGCCGUGCCAAGAGGAAAGCGUAAUGUCACCACGGAGACCCCAUCACCCUCGGUGUGGAAGCUCAGAGUAACCCAUGGCGAUCACAAUCAUGGACCUUCGCGGCAUAUUCUUAAUGCAGCGCGCUUUCAGGAGGUGUCUCCCGAGGUCGCCCAGGGUCAUGCAUUGGCGACUAUGCUCAUGAACGGGAAUGGACCUGAAGUCAUGAUGCCAGAAACUCUGCGUAUACCUGUGGAUCGGCCAACCUCUCCACCUCAUCCCGUAAUUCCCGAGGAUUUCGCAGAAGCGGAUAUGGAGGAAGGCGAUGAUCCGGACAAGGAACCAUCCCCUCCAGCGCUGCCUGCCGGGCCACCUCCUGCACCGCCGCCGGGCAUCUUCGAAACGCGCGAACAUGGUCUGGUGCAGCUCAAUGACUUUGCCUUCCGUCACGGGUACAGCCUGACCAUCAAGCGCUCCGAUACCAUGAAGGUUGACUUUAUCUGCGCCUGUUGGCCGAAUCCAGAGCAUCCCAGGUCGCGAAAGACCGUGGGGACGAAUUGUAAAUUCCAACUUCAGUUGAGGAGACGUGCGGCGGCGCCGCCGGGGCGACCGGGCUUUGAGGUCUUGUCUGAUCGUCCCAAUCUGCCUUGUUGGGAGUUGAGAAUCAAGAAUGGAGAACACAAUCAUGGGCCUCAGUCCCCAACCUCGGCGAUGCUGAAGCGAAAAAGAAAGAGCGAUGUUGCAGCUCAUCUUACAGUCAUGAGCGAGUCGUAG